Messenger RNA from Sinocyclocheilus rhinocerous, 730 nucleotides. Its product is annotated as keratin-associated protein 5-4-like. The coding region runs from base 7 to 432 and encodes 141 amino acids. The record is from RefSeq and is a predicted model, not a curated record. The transcript is spliced from 2 exons. Lineage: Eukaryota; Metazoa; Chordata; Actinopteri; Cypriniformes; Cyprinidae.
GUUAAAAUGAGCAGACAAAUUGGCGUUUUCACGCAGUCCCCUAAUGACGCACUCAUAAACGCACUUAUUAUGUGUCUGGGAUCUGGGAUUCUCUUUGGUCAGAGGGCUGCUGUGAUCAGCAGAGACUGUUUAACUCAAGCAGACAUGGGACAAAACUGCUGUGGAUUGUCCGGCCCUUGUCCUGAGUGCAGGGAAAGCUGUGGGGACAACUGUCACCGGGACGAGCCCUGUGUGGACCGCUGCUGUAACCUGUGCUGUCAGUUCUGUCUGGACGGCUGCUGUCUCAUCUGCUCGGACGACUGCCGCUACACUCUGUGUUUCACGUGCACCAGGAUUGCCGACUCCUGCACUGCCGUUCUGACCACCCAGCAGCCCAGAUCUACACAGAAACCAAGAGAAGGUUCUCAUUUGGAAGAAGGCCAGGUGAUUUAGAUCACCUGAUGAACGUAAUGAAAACUGAUGGGUUGGAUGGAUGGAGACCUGAUUCUUACUUCAUGCGGCCAUUCUCUGAACAGCAAGAGACUGAAAAACAUGAAUAAAGUGCAUUUAAAGUGUAUUUGUAGAUCAUUUGCUACCUCUGUAAUUCAGCCCAUGAUAUAUUAUGUAUGCACUGUACUGCACACUACUGUACAUAUUGAAGCACCAGAUACAACUGAUUCUGUGAACUAUACAAGUGUCAUCUGUUAAAUGUAUCUAGAGGAUCUAUUCAAAAGUGAAAACACUUGUUCAA